Messenger RNA from Populus trichocarpa (black cottonwood), 1986 nucleotides. Its product is annotated as transcription factor DIVARICATA. NCBI's taxonomy places the organism in Eukaryota, Viridiplantae, Streptophyta, Magnoliopsida, Malpighiales, Salicaceae. Gene Ontology annotation, molecular function: DNA binding. Bases 815 to 1738 code for a protein of 307 amino acids. The record is from RefSeq and is a predicted model, not a curated record. The transcript has 2 exons.
GCCACUCUCUUUUCAUCUCUCUUCUCUCCAUCUUCUAACAUAUUAUUAAGGGAACAAACUUUUCUUUAGCGGCAAAGCCCACAAACAAACAACCUAUCCACCAAUCGCAACUCAACACCUAUGACCUCACUCUCUUUCUUCUCUUGCUCAUUUCUCUUUCCCGUAGAUCCCUCUCUUGCAAGAAGCAGUAGUGAGAAAGAGCUGGCAUAUAUUUGUUCUCCAAGGCACUACUACUUUGUUGUUGUUUUCUUUCCCUUUUAGUUCACAGUGAAAAGAUUAAAAAAAAAAAGAAGCUAGCAAAGCACCAGUUUUUUUAACUCAGUUGGGUCUUUUUGCUUUUGCCGCUGUCUUUUGGUAUCUUUUUAGGCGAAGUCUUAAUCCCAUAUUUUUUGGGGUUAGUUUGAACUUCAAAGUUCCAAAAUUCACGGUAGAGUAUUGUUUUCUAUUUUGAAAUUUAAAAAGUUUUUUUUUUAAAAAAAAUUGUUAUGAUUUAGUACUUGGGUUAUUAUUGGAAUAAAAAUUAAGAUCUGCUUAUUUGUUGUUAUUGUUUCAAGAAUUUUCCUUGAGUUUUGGAAAGUUGCAAACUUUUCAAGAUUCCUCAAUUUGUUAAAAAAAAAAAGUUUUCUCAAGAUUCUAAUCGAAUGGCUAUUUGGUCAUAAAAUUCUCCACUUCUCUGCAUUUCCCAUUUGGUGAUUCUCUCUCUUUGAAUUCAAAGGGAGAGAAAAAAAAUUAAAGUGAGUAUCUUGUGUGUUUAUAAAUCAUCUUUGGCAUGCAAGUUAUUUGCUUUGAUUGUAUAGUGUGAUUACCUACAACUAUGAAUCGGGGUAUUGGAAUUCUGUAUCCGGCCUCGUAUUUGCAGAAUUCAAACUGGUUGUUUCAAGAAGGCGAGGGAACAAAAUGGACCCCUGAGGAGAACAAACAGUUUGAGAAUGCUUUGGCUUUGUAUGACAAGGAUACGCCUGAUCGAUGGCUGAAGGUGGCAGCCUUGAUUCCAGGCAAGACUGUGGAUGAUGUCAUCAAACAGUAUAGGGAAUUGGAGGAAGAUGUUUGUGAUAUAGAAGCAGGACUGAUCCCGAUUCCUGGAUAUAACAGUGAUUCUUUCACUUUAGAGUGGGUAAGUAAUCAAGGGUAUGAUGGAUUGAAACAAUUUUAUAGUCCUGGAGGCAAGAGGGGCACGGCGACUCGGCCUUCCGAGCAGGAAAGGAAGAAAGGAGUGCCAUGGACUGAGGAGGAGCACAGGCAGUUUCUUUUGGGUCUUCAAAAGUAUGGUAAAGGGGAUUGGAGAAAUAUCUCCCGCAAUUAUGUGACUACUAGGACGCCGACUCAGGUGGCUAGCCAUGCUCAAAAGUAUUUUAUUAGGCAAAGUACUGGAGGGAAGGAUAAGAGAAGAUCUAGUAUCCAUGAUAUCACUACUGUCAAUCUUCCAGAUGCCAAAUCUCCAUCACCAGAAAACAAAAGGCUAUCAUCUCCAGAUCAUUCAACCACAACCAUGCAAUCUCAGGCACAACCAAAAACGGCUGGCACGGUUAAAGGUUUAUUUGACUGGAAACAACAAAAUGAAGGAAUAGCUUCAGUUUAUAAUCCAGCAAAUGACAAUUUGUUGACGACACCUUUUUGUGGGAUAUCCUCACAUGGAUCCAAGCUGCAGGAGCAAAAUCUGCUUGGAGGAACACUUCCAGGAUAUCAGUUUGGUCCUUACAAUUUCAUUUUUCAGAUGCAAUCAAUGCAGCAUCAAUAAGGUCAUAGAUGAAGUGGAGCAUUUAGGGUUCUGAAGGUAUUGAUAUUCUAUAUGCUAUUCAGUAUGUUGGAUAACUUUGUCAAUUCUCUAUCAUGUAUUAUUGUGAAUAUGUCAUUGGGGGCUCAAGUUAGUCCAUAUUUAUUAGACUCUUGCAGAACGAUCACGUAGCAUAUGCUGUGAUUUUGCAUUCAAAUCUGAAUCAUUGAACCAAAAGGAAGCUUAUUUAUGUGAUGCUUGACUUUUGAUUA